GCUGUAGAGGAUGUAGGGCCAUUCAGUCUCGAGCCGGCGUGCUACAAGGAACUACACUUGCUCCUACACUUUUCUGUCAAAAUGUGUGACGACGAUGUUGCUGCGUUGGUUAUCGACAACGGCUCCGGCAUGUGUAAGGCCGGGUUCGCCGGUGACGACGCCCCAAGAGCUGUCUUCCCCUCCAUCGUCGGUCGUCCCCGUCAUCAGGGUGUGAUGGUCGGUAUGGGACAGAAGGACAGCUACGUCGGUGACGAGGCUCAGUCAAAGAGAGGUAUUCUCACCCUUAAGUACCCCAUUGAGCACGGUAUCGUCACCAACUGGGACGACAUGGAGAAGAUCUGGCAUCACACCUUCUACAACGAGCUCCGUGUGGCUCCAGAGGAGCACCCAGUCCUCCUGACUGAGGCUCCACUCAACCCCAAGGCCAACCGUGAGAAGAUGACACAGAUCAUGUUCGAGACCUUCAACUCUCCAGCUAUGUAUGUGGCCAUCCAGGCUGUUCUGUCUCUGUACGCUUCUGGUCGUACGACGGGUAUUGUUUUGGAUUCUGGUGAUGGUGUCACCCACACUGUUCCCAUCUAUGAAGGUUACGCCCUUCCCCACGCUAUUCUCAGGUUGGACCUUGCUGGUCGUGAUCUCACAGACUACCUCAUGAAGAUCCUCACUGAGCGUGGUUACUCUUUCACCACCACUGCCGAACGAGAAAUCGUCAGGGACAUCAAGGAGAAACUGGCCUAUGUGGCUCUUGACUUCGAACAGGAAAUGCAGACUGCUGCCUCUUCCUCUUCAUUGGAGAAGAGCUACGAGCUUCCCGACGGUCAGGUCAUCACCAUUGGCAACGAGAGAUUCCGUUGUCCAGAGGCCCUCUUCCAGCCAUCCUUCUUGGGUAUGGAAUCUGCUGGUAUCCACGAAACAACAUACAACUCCAUCAUGAAGUGUGAUGUUGAUAUUCCUAUGUAUGUGGCCAUCCAGGCUGUUCUGUCUCUGUACGCUUCUGGUCGUACGACGGGUAUUGUUUUGGACUCUGGCGAUGGUGUGUCCCACACUGUCCCUAUCUACGAGGGUUACGCCCUUCCCCACGCCAUCAUGAGACUGGACCUUGCUGGUCGUGACCUCACAGACUACCUCAUGAAGAUCCUGACCGAGCGUGGUUACUCCUUCACCACCACUGCCGAACGAGAAAUCGUCAGGGAUAUCAAAGAAAAAUUAGCUUAUGUUGCUUUAGACUUUGAACAGGAAAUGCAGACUGCUGCCUCUUCCUCUUCAUUGGAGAAGAGUUACGAGCUUCCCGACGGUCAGGUCAUCACCAUUGGCAACGAGAGGUUCCGUUGUCCAGAGGCCCUCUUCCAGCCAUCCUUCUUGGGUAUGGAAUCUGCUGGUAUCCAUGAAACAACAUACAACUCCAUCAUGAAGUGUGAUGUUGAUAUUCGUAAAGACUUGUAUGCCAACACUGUUCUCUCAGGAGGUACCACCAUGUUCCCCGGUAUCGCCGACAGAAUGCAGAAGGAGAUCACAGCCCUUGCUCCACCAACAAUGAAGAUCAAGAUCAUCGCUCCUCCAGAGAGGAAAUACUCCGUUUGGAUCGGUGGCUCCAUCCUUGCCUCUCUGUCCACCUUCCAGCAGAUGUGGAUCAGCAAGCAGGAGUACGAUGAGUCCGGCCCAUCCAUUGUCCACAGAAAGUGUUUCUAAAGCACACUAAGCGAUUUGUUGGACAAUGUGUGCAAUAUUCAGUCACGCAUACAUCUUCACAAACCGACACUUUAUCGGUUGCUCAAAUAAUAUAUUUGAUUUUUCAAAAAUAAAGUGAAAAAAUAA
This is a messenger RNA of Haliotis rufescens (red abalone), 1815 nucleotides long. RefSeq names its product actin, non-muscle 6.2. The transcript is spliced from 3 exons. NCBI's taxonomy places the organism in Eukaryota, Metazoa, Mollusca, Gastropoda, Lepetellida, Haliotidae. The record is from RefSeq and is a predicted model, not a curated record. The coding region runs from base 82 to 1689 and encodes 535 amino acids.